AUGGAUAACAAGAAGACCCCGUACCCGCGCAAUCUUGCUGAGCUAUGGGACGCAGCUCUGCAGCGUCACGAGCAGGAGACAGGGUCAAGGUUGCUGGGGACCGCGAUCGCGAAGGACUACCCGCUUCGCCCUACCAGCGACGAUGAGAUCCUCGCGAUCUUUGCCGCUCAGAGCAAAUCGUUCGAGAUGUUCAGAAGCCGCGGGGCGAAGCUCCUAGCGGUCUUAAAGCCCAUCGUACACUUCACUUGUCUUUUCAUCGAUUCCGGGGCAGAGGCGGCAGCGUCGAUGAAUGCGCCAGGUGGAAAGGCCAUUUUUGUAGCUGUCGCUGUACUUCUACAGGCUACGAAGGGAGUGAGCGCGCUUUAUGACGUUAUCGAGCAUCUCUUUCAAGAGAUCGCACCCUUGCUCAACCGCAUCGCGACUCAUCUCAGACCGUCGACGCCUCCACCCUCCGCUCUUAUGAAUAUCCUCGUCAAGACAUGCAUCCAAGUACUCGAGAUACUCGCGAUGACUACCAAAUACUGCAACUCGGACACCAGCCGCAUUUGGGGCUCCAUCUCGCGACGUACCAAGGAUUACCUUCACGGGUUCACAGGAGAUAGCAAGAUCAAGGCGGCGCUGGAGAAGCUGGACUUUCUGACGAAGAACGAGCUUCUGGAGGCCGUGGCGGAAAUCGGCGCCACCGUACGCGAUCUUCAGCCCCAGAUUCAGUUCGUCGCGGAUGCUGCAGCUAUUGGCAGUUUCCGCAACUGGUUGAAACCGCCCGAUGAACAACCACUCAACUGGGAGAAGAAGCGGUGUACCGAUAGCUGCCGGUGGUUCUUCGACGAAACCUUUGAGAGCUGGACAGUCCAGAGGAACGGAGUAUACUGGAUAUAUGGCAAGGCCGGCGCUGGGAAGAGCGUCUUGUGUUCAUCGAUCAUCGACGUGCUCAAGGAGGAGCCCACGAUCACAUUGGUGUACUUCUAUUUUGACUUCAGUGACCCGGCGAAGCAGGACUGUCGCUCCUUGGCUGCCUCUCUAGUCUUUCAGCUGGGAACCUGUUCCGAAGCGUGCCAGCAGUACCUACAAGGGAAGACGAGGUCUACGUCUCCGAACUACGACGAGCUCCUGUCUAUGCUUUCGGACCUGGUGAAACUCGCUGGAGCUGUGUACAUUGUCAUUGAUGCUCUUGACGAGUGCCCCGAGCCCGCGCGGGAUAGAGGCUCAGCUCGCUUCCUAGAGCAUCUUUGUGAGCUUGAUAGCAACGAGAAGGACUUCCACUUGCUAGUGACUAGUCGCCCCGAAGGCGAUAUCUGGGCUCUUUUCUCAUGUGUCACUCAUAUCUUGAACUAUCAUGAUGCUCAAGAACAUAACGAAGAUAUCAGCUCGUAUAUUCGCUCCGAACUGGACCGAAAGGAGUAUCGCUGGCCGUCCGAUGUGAAGGAGACCAUACGUCAAGCCCUCGAGGACGGAUCUAACGGGAUGUUUCUGUGGGUUGACCUCCAGCUAUCCCGUUUGAGGGGUUGUGUAUCCGCUGCGGAUGUCGAGCGCGCCUUGAAAGAACUCCCUGCCGAUCUUACUGCGACAUAUAAACACAUUUUGGAAAAAAUUGACCCGUCAUCUCCUCAGAUGGAGCGCGUUCGUCGGGUCUUCGGAUGUGUUGCUUCUGCAAAGCGGCCGCUUUCCACGGCUGAAGUAGUGGAGAUCUACACUCUCGAUACCGAUCUGAGGUCGUCGGACGAUAUGGAUAUUGAUGACUAUGAGACAUUCAUACUCGAGAGAUGCACGGGUCUAUUGAACAUUGUUAAUUGGAGAAAUUAUCCUGGCGAUGAUGUGCGUAGAACCGUGCAGUUCAUCCAUUUCUCCGCCAGGGAGUUCCUCAUGUCUCCGAAGCUCCGAGAUACCGAGAAAUCUGCGCAUUGCUACAGCUUCGAUGAAUACACGGCCAAUCUUGUGCUAUCGAAGAUAUGCCUCGCGGCACUUGAUGUCACACCCUCAUUCCCUUCCAUACUCGUAUACGCAGGCAGGUAUUGGAGAGACCACGUCUCGCAUCAGAACGAACUUGAUCUUGACGGAUUUCUUCAGAGAUUUCUACAGGAGGACUCUCCAUCCUUUUCUCGCUGGACAGGCUCCUUAUCUCUCUUUGAUCCAGAUCCAAGUGAUCACGCUAUUCAUUGGGUAGUACGCCUCAAUCUGUCUCACUAUCUGAACAAGCUGCUGGCACAGUCACAGUUCGACCAAUCUCCUCCCAUGAGAAGCAUUCUUGUUACAAUACGUUGCUCCCAAAAUCGGACUUUAUUACACCACGCUGCAUCUGCCGGUUCGGUCGAUGCCUUUUCUUUGUUACUCGACUACGGGGCCCUGGGCCUCAUCAACGACACCGACGAAGAUGGCAACACUCCCUUACACCUGAAUGCCAAAGAAGGAAAUUUGGAUCUUAUGCGGAUGCUUCUAGAGCAUCUUGGAGUGGAUGGGGCAGAAUCCAGUGCUCGGAUUGACGCCCGCAACAACCAAGGGCAGACUGCCUUCCAUUGCGCUGCAUGGUCGCAUACGGCAGAGGCUGGCCGCUUCUUGCUCGAGCACGGAGCCCUCGUCGAUGUCACCGACAAAGAUGGCAAUACUCCCUUACAUGUCGGCGCAGCCAAUGGAAACUUGGAGAUCAUACAGAUGCUUCUGGAGCACCCCCGAGCGGAUGCGGAGGAUCCCGGUGAUCGGAUUCACGCCCGUAACAAGCAAGGGCAGACUGCUUUGCAUUGCUCUGCACGGGAGGGAAAAGCAGAGGCCGUCCGCCUCUUGCUCGAGCGCGGAGCCCUCGUCGAUGUUACUGACGAAGAUGGUGACACUCCCUUACAUGUCGGCGCAUCAAACGGAAACUUGGAUAUCAUACAGAUGCUUCUAGAGCACCCCCGAGCGGAUGCGGAGGAUCCCGGUGCUCGCAUUCAUGCCCGUAACAAGUACCAAAGGACUGCGUUGCAUGUCGCUGCACGGUCGUACCGUCCGAAGGGAAAAGCAGAGGCCGUCCGCCUCUUGCUCGAGCGCGGAGCCCUCGUCGAUGUUACCGACAAAAAUGGCAACACACCGUUCCAUCUGAGCGCACUCAAGGGGAACUUGGACAUUAUGGAGAUGCUGCUGGAGCACCCCGAAGCGGAUGCGGAGGAUCUCGGUGCUCGCAUUCAUGCCCGUAACAAGUGGGGGCAUACUGUGUUGCAUCACGCUGCACGGUGCGAAGAGGUAGAGGCUUGUCGCCUGUUGCUCGAGCGCGGAGCUCUCGUCGACGACGUCGACAAAGCCGGAAAUACUCCCUCACAUUCUGCGGUUUGGAAAUGGAUGCAAGCCCCAGAUGCCAUCUGCUUUCUUCUCGAGUAUCGUGCGAAGCAGAACCUAGGAGGUCUACCGCGGGCUCAUAAACUCAGGAAUCAACUGCGCCGCCGUGCCGAGGGUUACAACGGCGAACUGUGGCGGCCCAUUCUCAUAGACUUCGCGUCUCAGUUCGAGGCAGUCGAGGUCAACCUUGCCGAGACGUGGUUCGUAGACGUCUAG
This is a messenger RNA of Peniophora sp. CBMAI 1063, 3522 nucleotides long. Lineage: Eukaryota; Fungi; Basidiomycota; Agaricomycetes; Russulales; Peniophoraceae. The record is from the annotation of a GenBank genome assembly.